AAAGGCGUUAUCAGCUUACUGAUAUAGAGUCUUUUGGUCCUUUCAGUUAAGUUGGUAUCGUCUUUACAAACAUGCCAUAUUAUAUACAGAGGCUUUAUAAUACUUGCAGAACGUCAUUCUCUCCCAAUGGCCCUCUUUCUGAUGAAGCUCUUGAAAGAGUUCGUACUAUGCUAGAUAAAAUUAAGCCUUCUGAUGUGGGUCUGGAACAGGAGGUGCAGGUGGUACGUAAUUGGUCUGGUCCUGUAAAUGAGCGGAAUGGAAGCCAUCCGUCAUUGUCUCCAAUCAAGUAUAUGCACUUGCACGAGUGUGAUAACUUCUCUAUAAGAUUUUUUUGUAUGGCACCUUCCUCUAUCAUACCUCUGAACUAUCAUCCAGGAAUGACAGUGCUUAGCAGGCUUAUCUAUGGCUCAUUACACGUAAAGUCAUAUGAUUGGCUUGACCCAACAGAGCUUGAAGAUCCACUACAAGCAAGAGCUGCAAAGCUUGUCAAGGGUACUGAGAUGACAGCUCCUUGUGCGACAACAGUGCUUUAUCCCACAAGAGGAGGCAACAUUCAUUGUUUCAGGACACGGACUCCCUGUGCCAAUUUUUUAUGUUUUAUCUCCAUCUUACUCUUCGGAGCAUGGAUGACACUGCACUUACUUCCAGAGAUCCCCAAGAAAGGAUUUACCUGGCGAGAUCAAAACGAAUGAAGAGACGUUCUCCGAAGUGACUUGGUUAGAAGAGUUUCAGCCUCCUGUCUACUUUGUGAUUCGGAGAGGGCUGUACAAGGGUCCUGUUAUUAGAACUUGAAAUAUUCUUGUACCAUGCAUCCAAUAUUCUUAAUGAACUACACCAAUGCAAACCUGCGAUUUCACUGACCUCACAUUUUGUUAGUGGGACAGGGUAAGUUGAGAGGAACUUGGCACAUAAUGACUUUUCUUUUUUGCUUU
Molecule: messenger RNA, 932 nt
Organism: Hibiscus syriacus
Lineage: Eukaryota; Viridiplantae; Streptophyta; Magnoliopsida; Malvales; Malvaceae
Product: plant cysteine oxidase 5-like
Exons: 5
Coding region: 72-692 (206 amino acids)
Molecular function (GO): oxidoreductase activity, acting on single donors with incorporation of molecular oxygen, incorporation of two atoms of oxygen
Source: RefSeq, a predicted model, not a curated record